Molecule: messenger RNA, 3022 nt
Organism: Etheostoma cragini (Arkansas darter)
Lineage: Eukaryota; Metazoa; Chordata; Actinopteri; Perciformes; Percidae
Gene: shox
Product: short stature homeobox
Exons: 6
Coding region: 198-1124 (308 amino acids)
Biological process (GO): regulation of transcription by RNA polymerase II
Cellular component (GO): nucleus
Molecular function (GO): DNA-binding transcription factor activity, RNA polymerase II-specific; sequence-specific double-stranded DNA binding
Source: RefSeq, a predicted model, not a curated record
UCAAAUACACAGUCACAACAGCAGGAGUGAUCUCACCUCCUCUCCACCCCUUCUAUCUAUCGCUGCUGCCAGCCUCCUAAAAAGAGCGUAUCCGUGAGCAGUGCUGGUGCUUUAUAGACACGCUGAGGUAUAGCUUACACUGAGAAUUCACGGUGGAUUUCCCUGACCAGGACCACUACUGAGCCACAGAGCCGACCAUGGAAGAACUUACGGCAUUUGUGUCGAAAUCGUUCGAUCAGAAAACCAAGGAGAGCAGCAAAGAGAGUAUCACGUACAGGGAAGUUUUGGAGAGCGGCUUGACGAGGGCGAGGGAGCUGGGCAGCCCGGAGACAAACCUGCAGGACAUAACGGAGGGCAGCCACUGCCCGGUGCAUCUGUUCAAGGACCACGUCGAGCUGGAAAAGGAGAAACUGAAGGACUUUAAUGUUUCGAGGUCGACUGAGGGGAUAUACGAGUGUAAGGAGAAAAAGGAGGACGUGAAGUCGGAGGACGAGGAUGCACAGGGCAAACUGAAGCAGCGGAGGAGUCGCACUAACUUCACGUUGGAGCAACUCAACGAGCUGGAGCGGCUCUUCGACGAGACGCACUACCCGGACGCGUUCAUGAGAGAAGAGCUGAGCCAGCGGCUGGGACUGUCCGAGGCCAGGGUGCAGGUCUGGUUUCAGAACAGAAGAGCCAAAUGUCGAAAACAAGAAAACCAGAUGCACAAAGACAUCUUUCCCUUCUCUCCAGGUGUUAUUCUGGGCAGCGGCAGUCAUCUCGACGCAUGCAGAGUAGCACCCUAUGUCAACAUGGGUGCCCUCCGGAUGCCCUUCCAACAGGUCCAAGCCCAGCUUCAGUUGGACGGAGUCGCCCACUCCCACCCCCACCUGCACCCUCACCUGGCUGCUCACGCUCCCUACCUGAUGUUCCCACCUCCUCCUUUUGGACUACCAAUCGCAUCACUCGCCGACUCGGCCUCUGCAGCAGCGGCGGUGGCAGCAGCUGCCAAAAGCAACAGCAAGAACUCGAGCAUCGCCGACCUGCGACUCAAGGCAGGACUUCUGCGGGGCCAGUGGCUCAGUCCACUCCAGGCACAGAUCACAUCCCAGGGACCGUACAAACACAUGUGGAUGUCUGUCUGAGGGCCAGGCCGGGGCCCGUCAGACCAGAAGACGUUAGAACAAAGCAAACUGGCAGGCAGCAGCAGGGCCAAAAGCAGAGCCUUGCUCACGCCAUAUUGACAAUGCAGAGGGUUAAGCAUGGGAGAAACAGACCCAAGCACCACCUCAACAAUGCAUUGGUACGGCUCGCACCUUUAUACCCUCCCCCACCCCACCCUCACUAGAUAAAGGAAGAAAAAAAACACAAAAAGACCUUAUUUGUCUCCAACCACUGUGUUCCCUGCUGCUGCCAAGUGCAUGAGCUCUAAUGGAGGACCGUUCUGGGACUGACCUCCAUCCGCACCUAACAUACACGCUCGACAACUGUUUCUAACACUGCCAUUUGACAUGCCCAAAACACCUCCCCCUACACCUACAAAGUGAAAGUUCUGCAUCACAGUUUGAUAUCCUUCUUCUUAUGGACUUGUGCUGUAUCAAAAGCAACAACUCGUUUUUACUUUGCUGCAGAGGGGAGAGAUGUUGUUCUGCGUUGCUGGGCAUGUGUUGGCGAGACUUGGUUUGCAUUACUCCUCCCAGCGUGCUCUCCCUCUGUCUUUAUUUCUGUCUGUUUGUUGUGUUGUAUCCUGGGUAAAGAAGUGAAGAUAGCCUUUGCACUUCAGGUCUUGUAUGUGGGAGUUUACAAAUCGCACUACAAGCAGAUACUACUUUACUAAUUAAAGGGGGAGGGGGAUUUGAUAUUGUUGUGUGAUCAGCAAAAAGGACAUUAUCUUGGAUAAAGGGUAUACAUGCGUUCUUUUUUUCUUUUCCUUUUUUUGUAAUUCUGAAAACACGAAGAAAGCAUCAGUCAAACUGAAAUGCAAUGGUGUGCAGUUUAAGUGCAAUACUGUAAAUAGCAAAAAAGUAAAAACAGCUAGCAGUUAAUCCUCAAUGAUAAAGAGGCCCAAUUAUUUUUUUCUGUUGGAGUGUUGAAUUUUGUUGCCAAACACACCAGUUUUUCCACAGCAGUGUAUAUUUUAUUAAGUUUGAGAAAAGUCACUCAUUACCAGGUGCCAUGUUCCACGUACCUCCUAUGUAUUCAAGCAGUUUUUGUAUACACCAGGUGCAGUUGUCACUUGUUGAGGAAAACAUGAACACAUCUUUGGGAUGCUGCAGAAAUUUGGGUCAGGUUCUAAAUAAUUAAAAAAAAAACUCCACUGUCAUUAGAAAAUUCUAUUUACUUUUUGGAUUUUGGAAAAUGUUUAUAAUAGAACCAACAAAUCAGCAUAGUAAUCCAAACCAAGCAAGCUUAAUUCUGCAUGUUAUAUGUGACAUUUUAUCAUUUAUUUCCUGAUAAUUCAAAGUGUAUUUUACAAAUUGUUCUAGAAAAAACAACAGAACAUUUGGAUUAUUUGGACAACAUUUUAAACACUGCUGUCAGAAGUGUGCUAAACAUAUGGGAUCUGUUGAAGAUCUAUGAACCUCUAACAGUCUCCAAAAAACAUUUUCUCUGUUCAGACCUCCAUUUAGAAUUGUUUAUCUAUGUCUUCAUUUUAAAUUAAACAUAUGGGUGUUUUAUUUAUUAUUUUGUCUGAAAGCUUUUAAAAGAUGAAAUCGUUGAACUACAAGUGUACAUUUUUACAUGGCUUUGCAUUUAUUUUUGUAUGUUUUUUUAAGUGUUGAAUUUGAAUUAGGAGGUGUGGCUGUAGUGCAUUGUUUGCCGAAAAAAAAAUGUAGCGUGUCCGAGUUUACAAACAUUUCAGGGAUGGUUGAAUUGAACAAUUCUCCAUGGAAUUCGUUGUACCCAUUAAAAUGAUUAUCAUUUCAUAUGCAAGCAUGCCUAAACAUGAAUCACCGUACAGUUUGUUUUCCCCUUUUGAAUCGCAAAAUAUGAAUGUACAUCUUGUACAAGUAAACUAUCAAUAAAGUUAUAAAUAUUUGUA